GGCCUCGCCUGCCUCGCGUUCAUCACGUCUACUCGGUCCAAUUGGACGCCUCAACGGCCCUGACCUCGCCAGAGGCAGAGUUUAAAGAUGGGGGAGGAGGAUGCCAACGGGAAGGCUGCCAACGGCGCCGCCGCCGAGGAGAAGGCCGAGAAGAAGGAGUCUGGGCACACCGACCACCGCGAUGAGUUUGAGGCCUCCACCGGCCUGACCACCGCAGAGGCGGAGGCCCUGCUGUUGGAGUGGGGCAGGAAUGAGCUGGAGGAGAAGAAGGUGCCCAAGUGGCUGGUCUACCUGAAGCACCUGUGGGGCCCCAUGCCCAUCAUGAUCUGGCUGGCCAUCAUCAUUGAGUUCGCCAUCCAAAACUGGAUUGACGCCGGCAUCCUGCUGGGCAUCCAGUUCGCAAACGCCACGCUGGGCUGGUACGAGACCACCAAGGCCGCCGACGCGGUGGCCGCGCUGAAGAAGGCGCUCAAGCCGCUGGCCACGUGCAAGCGCGACGGCAAGUGGCAGACGAUGGACGCCACCACGCUGGUGCCCGGCGACCUGGUGCUGCUGGGCGCGGGCGCCGCCGUGCCCGCCGACUGCAUCGUGAAUGAGGGCCGCAUCGAGGUGGACCAGGCGGCGCUGACCGGAGAGUCGCUGCCCGUCACCAUGUACAAGGGAGACACGCCCAAGAUGGGGUCCACGAUCACCCGCGGCGAGGUGGAGGGCACUGUGGAGUUCACCGGCAAGAACACCUUCUUCGGCAAGACGGCGCAGAUGCUCCAGGGCGACGGUGGGCUGGGCAACCUGCAGAAGAUCCUGCUCAAGAUCAUGUUUGUGCUGGUGGUGCUUUCCCUCACCCUCUGCUUCAUCGCCCUCAUGUACCUCAUCUUCUCCAAGAACGAGUCCUUCAAGGAGGCCCUGUCCUUCACCAUCGUGCUGCUGGUGGCAUCCAUCCCCAUCGCCAUCGAGAUUGUGUGCACCACCACACUGGCGCUCGGCUCACGCCAGCUCAGCGCCUACGGCGCCAUUGUGACCCGCCUGCAGUCGAUCGAGGAGAUGGCUGGCAUGAACAUGCUCUGCUCCGACAAGACCGGCACCCUCACCCUCAACAAGAUGGAGAUCCAGGACUACUGCCCCACCUUCCGCGACGGCGAGACCCUGCAGACCGUGCUGGUCGCCUCCGCGCUGGCCGCCAAGUGGAAGGAGCCCCCCAAGGAUGCCCUGGACACCAUGUGCCUGGGCGCCGUGGACCUGGACGGCCUGGACGUCUACACCAUGCUGGACCACUCGCCCUUCGACCCAACCAUCAAGCGCACCGAGUCGCAAAUCCAAGCCCCCGACGGCACGGUGUUCAAGGUGACCAAGGGCGCGCCCCAGGUCAUCGCCAAGCUGUGCGGCGCCGACGACCAGCCCGAGAUGAAGAUGCGGGUGGAGGCGGAAGUGGCCAACCUCGGCUCCCGCGGCAUCCGCUCCCUGGCCGUGGCACGCACCUACGACGAGGCGCAGGAGAAGUUUGAGCUGCUGGGCAUGCUGACCUUUUUGGACCCGCCCCGCCCCGACACCAAGCACACCGUCGAGCAGGCCCUGGAGUAUGGCGUGGAUGUGAAGAUGAUCACGGGCGACCAGGUGCUGAUUGCCAAGGAGAUGUCGCGCAUCCUGGGCCUGGGCCUGUCCAUCCCCGACGCCUCGGGCCUGCCCAAGCUGGAUGAGGACGGCAAGAUCCCCAAGGACCUGCACAAGUACACCCGCAUGAUUGUGGAGGCAGACGGUUUCGCACAGGUCUACCCCGAGCACAAGUACCUGAUUGUGGAGUGCCUGCGCCAGGCCGGCUUUGCCGUGGGCAUGACGGGCGACGGCGUGAACGACGCGCCCGCCCUCAAGAAGGCCGACGUGGGCAUUGCCGUGGCGGGCGCCACCGACGCCGCGCGCGCCGCCGCCGACAUUGUGCUCACCGACCCGGGCCUGGGCGUCAUCAUCCACGCCAUCAUCAUCGCCCGCCAGAUCUUCCAGUGCGUCAAGAACUUCAUCAACUACCGUAUCGCCGCCACCCUGCAGCUCCUCACCUUCUUCUUUAUCUCCGUCUUUGCCUUUGACCCCCACGACUUCUGCCAGUCCGCCGUGGACAACGGCUACGAGUACGCGUGCGGCACCGACUCGGAGGAGUGGCCCGACUUCUUCCAGCUCCCCGUCCUCAUGCUCAUGCUCAUCACCCUGCUCAACGACGGCACGCUCAUCUCCAUCGGCUACGACCGCGUCAAGGCCUCGCCGCGCCCAGAGAAGUGGAACCUACGCGUGCUGUUCCUGGUGUCCACAGUGCUGGGCAUCGUGUCCAUGGGCUCCUCCCUCCUGCUCGUGGCCCUGGUGCUCGACUCCCCCAACCCCGGCUCCCUGUUCCAGAAGAUGGGCCUGCCCGUGCCGCCCUAUGGCAAGCUGGUGACCAUGAUCCACCUCAAGGUCUCCCUCUCCGACUUCCUCACCCUCUUUGCCGCCCGCACCGAGAGCUUCUUCUUCACCAUGAGGCCCGGCAAGCUGCUGAUGGCCGCGUGCUGUGUGGCGCUGUCGCUGUCCACCGUGCUGGCCUGCAUCUGGCCGGAGGGCGAGCUGGACCACGUGCCGGUGGAGGGCCUGGCGCUGGAGGGCGGCGACAACUACACCCUCUGGCCCCUGUGGAUCUGGAUCUUCUGCAUCGUGUGGUGGUGGAUCCAGGACCUGCUCAAGGUGGGCACCUACUGGGUGGUGCUCAAGCUGGACAUCUUCCAGGCCCGCACCGGCGCGCUGGUCAACCUGCGUGACGCCUUCAGCACCAAGGACAGCCCGAUCGCGGAGGAGGUGACGGGCGUGGUGGAGACCAAGCUGCUGGACAAGAAGGUGGCGGCGGUGGAGGAGCAGGUGACGAAGAUUGCCAAGCAGGAGCGCGGCGCGGUGCCGCCCUCGCUCGCGCGCAUCUCCAAGACCACCGCGCUGGCGCGCACCUCCAUGACGGGAGCCAACCUGGGCCGCACCUCGGCCACACAGAUCACGCAGCAGGUCCAGGAGAUCGAGGAUGCGCUGGCCCAGCCGCUGGGCGGCAAGAUCUCGGCCCAGGAGCGCCAGGAGCUGGAGCGGCGUGCCGAGGAGAUGCGGCUGGCCCUCGCCAAGCUGCAGCGCGUGUCUGCCGUGCGUGGCGACCAGCCAUAGGCGCCUGUGGCUGCGGCGCGCCGGCGCUGAUGUGUGUGCUGCGCCCUUUGGACCGGCCGCGAUGGCCAUCGCGGUCGGCGGCUGCAGCAGCGGCGGGUGUAGGUGAAGCGGAGGCGUGGCCAUGCCUCCUCGUGGCAGCAGCGGUGCUGCCGCCAUCGAUGCGGCCGCGGCCUCCCUGAUUCGCCCCGCGCUGAACAGCACGUGGGGCUGUGUGAACGGCGGAGCGCUGCCACCCCACUCCUACCCCCGCAAACCCCCAACUCAACCGAGCCCUUUCGGCUUCUCGCUUGUCUCUCUAUCCACAUCUGUUUUUUCUUUCCGUGCUCCACUAAGCGUUUUGGACUCAAUGCGCCGAGUUCUACUUUUCCGCGUCCCUCUCUGUUCAGGCCACCAGCCUGGCAGCGAUAGCGCAGGGCCCAGCUUCUGUGUGUGCCCUGAGCGAUGCCUUGCCACAUCGGCUGGCUGGAGGACGGGCGUUGUUGUGGCUCCCUUCCCUUUUGCUGCAUAAUUCGUAGCGUCUCAACCACUCUUUUUGGAGAAGGUAUUUGGGGGUGUAGGUCAACAACAAAUGGCGCCCGACACAUGUGACAACCACUUAC
Chlorella variabilis is the source of this 3761-nucleotide messenger RNA. RefSeq lists its product as hypothetical. Bases 88 to 3162 code for a protein of 1024 amino acids. The record is from RefSeq and is a predicted model, not a curated record. Gene Ontology annotation, biological process: proton export across plasma membrane; regulation of intracellular pH. Gene Ontology annotation, molecular function: P-type proton-exporting transporter activity; ATP binding; ATP hydrolysis activity. Lineage: Eukaryota; Viridiplantae; Chlorophyta; Trebouxiophyceae; Chlorellales; Chlorellaceae. Gene Ontology annotation, cellular component: plasma membrane. The transcript has 19 exons.